Molecule: messenger RNA, 572 nt
Organism: Octodon degus (degu)
Lineage: Eukaryota; Metazoa; Chordata; Mammalia; Rodentia; Octodontidae
Gene: Rln2
Product: relaxin 2
Exons: 2
Coding region: 1-561 (186 amino acids)
Cellular component (GO): extracellular region
Molecular function (GO): hormone activity
Source: RefSeq, a predicted model, not a curated record
AUGCUGCGCCUCUUCUCUGUCCAGCUCCUAGGAGUCUGGCUGCUGCUGAGCCACGUUUCUGGGAGGGUACCUCCUGGAUGGUUGGACCAAGUUAUUAAGCUAUGUGGACGAGAAUUAGUCCGAGCCAGGAUAGAGAUCUGUGGCAAGGUCUCAUUGGGAGCCAGAGAUUUGGACCAAGAGGAAGUACGUGCUCUGGGAUCUGGACCAUUCACAGAAAUCGUACCAUCUUUGACCAACAAGGAUGCAGACUCCCUAAAUACACUGGAAUUCAUUCCUAAUGUGCAACAAGAGUUGAAGGCAACACUGUCGGAGGGACAGCCAUCAUUACCACAGCUACAACAAUACGUACCUGUAGUAAAGAAUUCAAAUGUUGGAGUUCAAGAGCUUAAGAAAAUUAUUCAUAAUAGACAAGAUGAAGCAGAAGACAACGGCCAUUCAGGACUGUCUAAUGUCUUAGACUUGAAAGUUCAUUCACCAAAAUGGAGACAGCUUGAAAUGGCAAUGAGCGACAAAUGUUGCCAAAUUGGUUGUACCAGAAGAUCUGUUGCUAAAACAUGCUGAGAUGAAUUUAA